Molecule: messenger RNA, 2302 nt
Organism: Orbicella faveolata
Lineage: Eukaryota; Metazoa; Cnidaria; Anthozoa; Scleractinia; Merulinidae
Product: protein Cryzl2-like
Cellular component (GO): mitochondrion
Molecular function (GO): oxidoreductase activity
Source: RefSeq, a predicted model, not a curated record
GUUGACAUAAGCAAAAAGUGCUCGCUGAUUGGCUGAUAGUCUUACGCUUAUGCUCAUAUUUAUGCUUAUGCCAACAUGUCCUCACUGGACACUAUUGCGACAUAAGCAUAAGCAUAAGAAGAACGCAAGGUUUUGAUGUUCUUAUGCUUACGCUUAUGCUUGCGUCGUGGCUGUCCUCUCUAGAGCGUCGCUAGUGAGUCCCUCGGUCCCUAGGAGACCCGAGGGACCGGUAUAUACCUGCGAGAGACUGGACCCUGUAGCCGACGAUCCAAGAUGGCGGCUUUUCGAACAGUGCCUGAACGACUUUUGAGACCUGUUGCACGUGCAUUGUCUGCAAGAAACAGCGACUUUCUUGCUUCCAAAGCCACCCUCGGCAGACCUAGGAUGUAUCGUGCUGCCCUGUGCAAGGAGCUGGGAAAACCUCUCGUGGUAGAACAGGUGCCUGCAGUGGAGAAACUAAAGGCGUCCCAGGUCAGAGUUGCUGUUCAUAGUUGCGGCAUUAACUUUGCUGACAUACUCAUGUGUCUUGGAAAAUAUCAAGAAAAACCACCAUUGCCAUUUACUCCAGGUAACGAAAUUGCUGGAGUAGUGAUUGAAACUGGAGAAGGUGUAAAGCAGCUGUCGAAGGGUGACAGGGUAUUUGGACUGGCAGCACUGGGUGGAUUUGCUGAAGAAUGCAUUGUUGAACAGAGUGGUCUGUGGAAGAUUCCGUCCAAUAUCGAGUACAAUCAGGCUUCUGCAUUUGCAGUUUCUUAUGGCACAGCAUAUGUAGGCCUGACCAACAAGUCCAAUACACAGCCUGGCCAAACAGUUUUAGUCACAGCGGCAGCAGGAGCUCUGGGCUUAGCCACUGUUGACAUCGCAGCCAAUGCACUGGGAGCCAAGGUUAUCGGAGCUGCAAGCAAGGACAAACUUGAUGUUGUUACAAGUAUGGGAGCCUCAGCUACAAUUGACUAUAACAAGGAGAGUAUAAAAGACAAGGUCAAAGAACUAACAGGAGGGAAAGGGGCAAAUGUGAUCAUGGAAGCUGUUGGAGGACAGGUUUUUACUGAGUGUCUGAGAUGCAUUGCAUGGGGAGGAGUCAUUCUUCCAGUUGGCUUUGCUUCAGGAGAUAUUCCACAGAUCCCAGCAAAUGUUCUCUUGGUGAAAAACUGUUCAGCUGCCGGUUUGUUUUGGGGAUCCCACAUGAAGCACAACCCAGCACUUCUGAAAGAGUCUGUAGAUAAAUCUUUGGAGUUACUUGUGCAGGGAAAGCUCAAAGGACCACAUAUUUCUGGAGAAUUUGAACUAGACCAGGCAAAUGAAGCUUUCAAGUUUGUGAUGCAGAGAAAGUCGACUGGAAAAGUUUUAAUAAAAACAAGAUAGAUGGGUUGUAUGACAACUAGUGAAAAUAGUUAUGUAAAAUAAUACAAAGUAUGUCACAUGUGCAUUCAUAAUCAAGAUUAUUUUCGUUAGAAAUUAUUAACUUAGAGACUAGAUAGUAAUUUGCAAGACAUACAGGACAGUUUGUUGCAUCUAAACAACAACAGUUGGUUUCAAAAUUUGUUUCAUUAAUUAUCUAACAUUAUAGUGAUUCAUCAGUUAACAUCCAGUGAUUACCAGCAAACCUUUGCAUUUCCAUCAGUUGACAAAGGGUGUGUUUCUGUAAGCGUUUCUGUGAGAAAAUCCAAGAUUGGAUUCUUAAAUCUGAAAGAAUCUGAGAACGGAUUUCAGAGUGGAUUCAUUGGUUCCUUUGAUGCACCAUGAUCAGAGAGAUGUUGGAUUGAUCUGUUUAUUAAAGAAAUGCAAAAUCCGUUUUUCGGAUUCUUUCAGAUUUAAGAAUCCAAUCAUGGAUUUUCUUAAAGAAACGUACCCGAAGUCUCUGAAAGUCACACAAAUGGACACAAAUUUUUUACUUUGGUGACAAAUCAUUGCAAGUUUACUGGUGAUUCAUCCCAAGUUAGUGACUAAUGAAACAUGCUUUAACACAGGGUGUUACGGCGCAGCAAGUGACUGCGUAACAGUUAGGUAUUGUUAUAAAGUGAUUAUUGAGUAAUCAUCCAUUCAAUCUCAAAUCAAUACAUCAAGUUGAAAAACAGAGCCUACCAACGGUAUGUCAGCAGUUUGGGUAUUGGUUUGGCUGAUCAGAGAUUCCAGGAAAUUUCAAUUCAUGCUACACUGGAGUUUUUCUAGGCUUGAUUUCUGCCGCUCUUGGGUCCAUGUGCCUCCCUGAGAAGAGGGAGCAUCUGGUAACAGGGUUCGUACCCUUUUUCAGAAACAAAUUUCCAGGACUUUUCCAGGACUCUAAAAUUCAUAUUAACCC